Cylicocyclus nassatus is the source of this 522-nucleotide messenger RNA. NCBI's taxonomy places the organism in Eukaryota, Metazoa, Nematoda, Chromadorea, Rhabditida, Strongylidae. The record is from the annotation of a GenBank genome assembly.
AUGCGAGGAGGUGGAGGUAUGCCAUUCAGCACGCAGUUCCCGGCCCCACAUCAUGUUGGAAUAAGGGCUUUUGGAGAUCACCAGCCCCCUCAGCGAAUCCAAGAAUAUUCGCUGAGGCUGAACGGAAGAAGCGGCAGGGAUGCCAAACUCAAAAACCUCCCCGAUGAGAUUGAAACCACCUUGAUCGAUUUUGCUGACGAUAUGAUGGGAUACGGGUACGACGAACUGCAACCAGGCGCGGUUGUGGAUUUUGAAAACUCGGAAUUUUACGCUAGUCUUGGUACAGACGAAGCCGAAAGAAAGCAAAAUUUUGAUCAGGCUUCGCGUGAGAAAAUGCGGUGGCGUCCACAGCUCUUCAAGGCCCUGCAAUUCGCACUACAAGAUAGUAGGUCCUAUACGUACAAAGAAAGCGAGUCGAAAUGGAUACCGCAUAAGCGCCAGUCGAAGAAAGUCGCGGACGAAAUGAUCGACGAUGGGGCAGUAACAGGAGACGACGACGAUCUAUCCAUUGCUGGUGAGUGA